AUGUUAGAUGCCAAAACAUUUUCAUAUAAGAAAUAUUUAAUUGAAGCUAUCAUAGCUUUAGUAUGUGUAUUUAUUUUUUGUGAAUAUUUGUUAUAUUAUCUUGUGCUUAUUCAGUGUACAUGGCCUAUUUUGGAACCACAUAAAAUCGAUAUGACUAUUACUCAACUCAAACCAGAGGAAACUCCUGUACAUGCAAUGUUUAUAGCAGAUACUCAUUUAUUAGGUUCUAAACAUGGACAUUGGUUUGAUAAAUUAAGAAGAGAAUGGCAAAUGUAUAGAGCAUUUCAAACUAUGAUUACACUUCACAAACCAGAUAUAAUUUUUAUAUUAGGUGAUUUAUUCGAUGAAGGACAAUGGAGUAGUUCUGCAGAAUUUGAUCAAUAUGUACAAAGAUUUCAUUCAUUAUUUUCAGUACCUAAACAUAUUCAUCUUUAUGUUGUUGCUGGAAAUCAUGAUAUUGGAUUUCAUUAUGGAAUUACACCAUAUUUAAAUCAACGAUUUGUAAAUGGUUUAAAGUCACCAAGUGUAAAAAGAGUUAGUAUUAGAGGAAAUCAUUUUGUUUUAAUUAAUAGUAUGGCAUUGGAAGGAGAUGGAUGUUUUUUAUGUCGUCCUACAGAAAUUGCAUUAAAUAAAAUUGCUACACAUUUAAAAUGUGCAAAAGAUACAGGAAAUAAUUGUAACAAAGAUAAUGUAAUUUCGAGAUAUAGUAGACCAAUUAUUUUACAGCAUUUUCCAAUGUAUCGUGAAUCUGAUGAAAUUUGCAAUGAACUUGAUCAAGCACCAGAUGAAAUAAAAGAUAUCAAGUUUAGAGAACGAUGGGAAUGUUUAUCAAAAGAAGCAUCUGAACAACUUUUAGAUAUAUUGAAUCCAAGACUUAUUAUUAAUGGACACACCCAUCAUGGUUGUAGAAGAAUACAUAGGAAAGAUAUAUUAGAAUUUACAAUAUCAUCUUUUAGUUGGCGUAAUAAAGAUAAUCCUUCACUACUAUUGGGUGUAUUUACUCCUAAUAAUUAUUCUGUAUCAAAAUGUUAUAUGCCUGUAGAAUCUACAGAAAUCAAAAUUUAUAUUAUUAGUAUAAUGUGCAUUUUCAUAUAUUUUAUUAUAAAAUGUAAACUAAAACAAAAUCGAUAUUAUCUUUUAAAAUUUCAUUAAAAAUAUAUUGCUAUAUAUUAAUAUUAAUGAAAAAGCAAAAAAAUUACAAAUAUAUAAUUAAAAUUAUAAACAUAACAAAAAACAUAGAAAUAUAAACUUCGGAUUAUUGAAAAAUAUUUGUGUUUAUAUAUAUAAAAUCUUUAGUGAUAUUAAUUACAUAUUAUUUACACUAUUUAUAAAAUAUUUAUCUUAUUUUUGUUGUUAUUUUUGUUAAAUUAAUAUAAUUA
Messenger RNA from Apis mellifera (honey bee), 1379 nucleotides. It is a transcript of the gene PGAP5, whose product is annotated as metallophosphoesterase 1 homolog. Gene Ontology annotation, biological process: GPI anchor biosynthetic process. Bases 1 to 1152 code for a protein of 383 amino acids. The transcript is spliced from 9 exons. The record is from RefSeq and is marked provisional. Gene Ontology annotation, molecular function: hydrolase activity. Lineage: Eukaryota; Metazoa; Arthropoda; Insecta; Hymenoptera; Apidae.